AUAUAUAUAAUGCGGGGCGUUAUAUCGUAGUAUAUUACUGUUUUGCGCACGCACAUAAAUUAUUGCGUAGAAUAAAUUGCCGCCCAUGUUAACGCGAAGGGAAAGAUAAUGCGAGAGUUUAUUUUAUAUAUUGAGAAAAAUGAAUGCUCGCGGGAAGAAGGAGAGAACGCAAGUUUUGCGAUCGUCCGUGUUAAAUAUUAUAUUAAAUAUUAUACGCCGAUAAUUCUUUAUACAGGAAGACAUCCAGGUUAUAUAUUAUACGUUCCGUGUAAAUAAGGCUAAUAUUCAAAUAUUUAUGAGCAGAUUAUAUGAAGAAAUUGUGUAACGAUAAUAACGAUUUUGCCAAUGAUAGCUGCGACUGUGAGCCUAAUUCUUAAACGACCUAUAUGUAUAAUCGGAACGUAAAAUUCUAAUCGAUAGAAAUUAUUGAGGAUCGCACAAAAGAAAAUACUACUCUUUGAGAUUUUUAAUUAAACUACGGAGGAAUACUCACUAUAUUUUCAUACAGGGCCGACUUAACAAUAUUUAAUAUAUCUGCGUUAACAUCUUAAGUCACAAAUCAUGGUUUCGACAAUAACGACGAGUUGCACGAGAAGGAAAGAAUGCGGCGGGUUUGCGAAAGGGGGGGUUACGGGAUUCGUGCAGGUUCGCAUAAAAUGCAACGACGCGCGGUACGCGAGUGCAAUUUCCGAAUGUAACAUUCCCAAACAAACGCUUGAAUUCUGACUUAAGCCGUUAAUCUAACCCGUGUGUUCACAAGUUACUCGCUUAUGACGAAUCUCAGCUAUAAUAUCGCGCGGCUAUUGGAGGAAGAGAGUAGCACGAGGGAAGAGAAGCAUCGACAUUCCGUCAACGUUGAAAAUAGUACUUUUCUUAAUCUCGCACUCAAGUGCCAACCUUGCAAAAAAGCAGUUGUUCGCGUCUGACAUUACGAGAGCUUUUCUAGACGUCCAACGAGUCGGAUAUAAUCACGUUCUUAUUUAUAGCGUGACGCACAAUUAUUUGUAGAUACGUAGCCAUAUAGAUGUAGAAGUUCAGGCCAGAAUGUGAAAAUAGAAAUAUGUACAUACUCCGUAAAUUUCCAGGACUAUAUGUUCCGAAGAAAGUCUAUCUUAAUGUAGAAAAACCGUACCGAUUUCCGUUCACAACCAAACAACGACGUUGCAAACGUUGACUCGAUGUACUGAAUGUAUUUAUGUAUAUCAUGUAUAAGCUAUUGCUGAAUGAUUAAAGAGCAUCGCGUAAAACCGGACCUUUUACUGCCUUUAUCGUCUAUUGUUACUUUUUCAGAGAAUAAUAAGUAUUAAUCGCUAAUCACAUUCAUAACGAUGGACGGUGAAAAAAUCGAUAUCAGACAGAAUGUUAGAAAAUAAUCGGUGGUUUUUGUGUGAAUCGUGCGCAUUUCGCGUAAAUAAGAUUAAUAUUAAUGUUUCGAGAUCCAAUUGCGCAAUAUUCAAUCGUAAUAUUCAAACGAGCUUUAUGGAAAUUAUGGGAGGAAGCGAUCGCAAACAAUAAAGGUUGCGCGAUUGUAUGCAAUUCGUGAGCGAGGCCAUGGAAAUUCCGGCUUUAAUAUUAAUUUCCUCAUUAUCAUUUCUUACAAUUUGUCAAGCGCUCAUUUCAAGUGUCGUAUUUUUAUAACGACGACGUCUGUAUGGUUCGAGGAAGUUUCAAAAGUUACCGGGAAUAUUAAUGCUCUUUCCUACGUAGACAAUAAAAUGUAACAACUUGUUAUUUAUCACCGUUUUAUUAUUAUGUUAAUUCAAUUAAGUGCGAAUUAAUUUGUGCCAACUUGAAUAUAAUUGCUCCCAUGAAAAAAUAUUACAGCAUUAGCGCUACGCAUUAAUUAAAUCGGAUUAAACAAUCGGUUCGAUAAGGGAACUGCCUCGAGGUAAUCGCACCUCUAUUAGCGAGGCAAAUUAAAGUUGCACCAUGCCAGUCGAAUUAUUUUGCCAGGUACGAUUAGCUAAACUGCAGCAGCAGGCGGGCUGCGCAACGCGGUAAAUGACAGACAAAGAAAUUGCAAAUAAGUGGGAACGAACGGUUUCUUGGCGCGCGAAAAUCCCGAAAUCCUUCGCCGUAUUUAUUCGCGUGCCAAACGCAUGAGUCAGAUAAUUCGAGUCCGGACUUAAACUCUUGAUUUGCAUAAGACUCUCUCACGGCGGUAAAACGCAUAUUGUAAUUCGAAUGUCGGAUUCUUUUUUUUUUUUUCAUUCUCUUUUCUUAAGAGAAUACAAAUUUUAAAGUAACUUUACUUUAAAGAGAUUUAAAGAGAUUUGAGAAGAUUCUAGAAGAGGUGAAGAAUGAUUCGCAAUUUUCUCAGAGAUCAGCGAGCAGGAAUGAGAAUCGAAUUUUGAGAUUCGCGAGCAAUCCUUUCUCAUGCCAUAUCUACCACUAUAAAUCAGCCUCGUAAAUCACGGAGGCUGCGAGGAUCGACAGAGUUCUGGCAGCGUCCCGACGCGGAUCUCCGCGGGCGUCGCGACGCUCGGUAAAGUUAUUUCGAAGAUAGUGGGGCAUCGCUCUAUUUCGGUCGUGCUAGCCAGGGCCGUUCAGUCUGCGGCCCAGCUUCCUUACCAGGAGGCUGCAAAUCCGUAAUUCACACUUCGAUUCGUCCCCUUUCGUGCCCAGGAAACUGUCGAAAAAUGGCCGGGAGAUAAGCACGAACGGGUUUCCUCGAAUGCGAACGCUCGCGCAGUUUCACAAGACACUUCCGGUUGCGAGAGAAAGAGAGAGAGAAAGGGAGAGGAAGAUAAAGCCCGGUGUGAACGGAAGCGCCAGCUGGCUACGAUUAUUUCUUCCGGAAUGAUCUCGAAUUUAAUGUGGACUCGAAGAGAACAGUGUCGCUUGGUUUCGCUUGGUCACGGGCACACAAAAGUGAGAAUUUAAUAUUAGUUUCAUAAUAAUGACUUCACUAAAUGCUUUUAAGUAAAACCGGACGACUAUUGAAAAUCCAAUAACGGAAGGAAUUUGCAUCGUGGACACGUUAAAGGAUACGAGCUGUUUGUAGUUAAGAACCCGAGAGAUCUUGACGGAUUCUGUGUCGAUUUUCUGUGAGUCAUCGGGCAAAAAUUAAGAUGUUUUGGAUCGAGACGGAUGAGGAGGAGGAGGCGUUGCUAUGCAGCCCCGCUCUGAUGGCAAGGCGCGCCUCGGAGUCCUGGAUCGUCGCACCUCCCGUGGAGGCGAUGCCGGUGGCGGCAAUGCCCCUUCAACGAAAGAAGUCGCUGCCGGACGUGGCGCAGCCGAUCCAACUUACGGCCACUGCGCCAUUGUCGAGGGAAGAAGUCAGUAUCCUGAGCAGCAUGAGGCGGGAGGAGAUCCGCAGGCAGAUCGACGAGAGCGAGAGGCUCAGGGCAAACCCGCUUUUGUACCUGGUCAGUCCGCAGGUUAAAGACUGGUUCUCCCGCCAGCAGCUCGUGAUGCUGGUGCUCUUUAUCAACAUAUCCCUAGCUUUGAUGUUCUUCAAGCUGCUGACGUAGCAGCCAGCCGACGAUCGGGUUCACGGACUCGUGAACGUGGACGUGACCUGAGACCCGGCGGCAUCGCGACGCCUUGAGUCGUCACCGAGCCAGAAUUUCGACAGGAAACGACGGAGGGUGUGGCCGCACCAAGAAUCGCCGGGAACGACUUUCACGAGCGAUUCACUCGGUCUUAUGCGCUGCAGGCGCUACGCGAGGAGGAAUAUUUGGAUCGGAACCGAUGCGAAGAGGACACUCGAAGGGGAUUAGCCUCACAGCGAGGAUUUUGUUGCACGAGAGCGACUUUAGUCGAAUUUCGAGCGAUCGCAAGAAUCUAGAUAGUCCCGAGGAAACGGAGAGAAACGGGACAUCGGGACGAGAAUGUCUUUCCGAAGUAUCGCAGGGAUAUACGACGAUUUAUCUUUGAAUAUUGUAAAUUAAAAAGGAUUUAAGCGUCAAAAAGAAAGAGAAAGAGAGGACAAGGAUGUAUUUUAAAAGAGUUUGUUGAUGACGAUUACAUUCUCGAUUUGCUGAGUGACGAAGUUUUCUGAUAAAGUUGAUUUUGAAAAUUUGUCGCUUAGAUCCUUUUCAAUUGGCAGGCUAAUGUUUAUUGGGCAAGAAUUUUUGAGGAAAAAAAAAGCGAUGAAUCUCCUGGACGCAAUUUGUCGUUCGCGCGGGAAGGAGACAUCGACACGUCUUUUGGAAACGGGGACCGCGUUGCGCGCUCCCGACGCCUGUGUAUCAUACCUAUUUUUACACCAAAUACUUUAAUAACGCUACUUGUAAGAGUAGGUCGAGUCCUCUCGGGCGGGCCGCCGAUCGAUCGUACCCGACAUACGAAUCCUUCUUCUCUAGUCAUAAUUUUUUCUUUUUUGACGAUCGGCUCGAGCGCAGCAACGGCGACGGUCGAACUUGAACAAUUUUCGAACAGCCGGAUGCCGAGCAUCUCUAAUUAAGGCUAACGCUGUUCAAUCCGAAGCAGCAUUCAAGAUCGAGCAGAAUCCAAAUCUUGCCCGAUCCUGGCAAUUUUCGUAAGAAUAGCGAUUGUUAUUUAGCGAUGAUCGUAAUUGUAGCCGUGGUGCCGACGCGCGCGACGUAAAAAAUAGAUUUGUUGAGGCGUAUUCGAGCAUUUAUAGCGUUCCGCAACGAUAAUCGUAAAUUUGUAAGUCGUAAGGUUUACUAUAGGCAGAAGAGACACGUAGAAAAAUUUUCCUCGAGCAGUCCUCGAACUUUUACGAGCCCCGCGGGAUUAUAGUUACAAUUACCAUCGUUAAAUAUUCAGAUCUGAAUUCAUUGAACUAUGUUUCUCGUUUAAAUUGCAAAGUUCCCCGAUGUGUCGACCCGGACGUGAGACGUGUAAGUGCAAGUUAAAAAAUAUUUUCGCUAAUACUUCGCUAAUAUUCGUGAAAGAUCGAAGGUUGAUCGCGUAGUUGUUAUUCGACGGAGAAUCGACGUUGUUUUCUUUGAAGCGCUUUACAUUCUGCGUCUAAGAAAAAUAUUAGCGCUGAAAUGCGGAUGAGUCACAUCGCAACAAUCGCGUCGCGUUCGUCGCGAUCGCGAUAACGUCGUUCAUCGAGACGCAAAAUCGUAAUCUCUGUACGUAUGUCCAAACAGCAACUCUUAUCGACGAGUGUCUGUCGAGCGUCGAAAUUAGAAGCGGAUUAAACAUGGACUCCGUUAUCUCGCGGACGUCUCGCGGGAGGAGAGGAUCGUCCCAUGACUAUUAUAUCGAGGCUAUAUAAAACUAUUAUUAAAUGGUCUUUGAUCCACAAUGUCGGCGGUUCGCCGACGUUUUAUCUUGCAAUUUGCGAAAGCGCACAAAUCCCAAGAAUUAUCUCUCGCGUUUUCCCUCUCCCAUGAUUUCGCGACGAUCGGCCUUUCUGCGCUCGAGCGAUCGUAUUUUUCUAGCCUCGAGGGCAUAGCUUGUAUAUCUCUAGAUAAAUUUGUAAAUAAUCGUGUAAACGCGUCGAUUGUGAUUGCAGACUUUGUUCGCUAUGUGAUACCGUUCUCACGCGCGCGCGCGCUCUCAAAUACGAGUUUGGCCGGAAAGCGAGGAUCGGCGAAAGUCGAGGUCAUCUUUCAACUCGAAGGAUCUCGCUCUUUUUCAUAGCGAAACUAAGCUUCUCUCCUAUUCCUCCGCUUUAACAGUGCCAAUGACGUAGCCAGUGUGACUUCCGCGAGGAUAAAUUUGAUCGAUGACGUAAGCAUUCGCGUUCAAAUUAUGCUGCGAAUCCGGAAAUCUUGGUUCAGGCGCGAGCACGCGAUGCGUCGUGACUCGAAGGUAAUACAGCAUUCUAUCGAGAUGCAGCAGGUACGAUAUUUUCCAUAUUGAAGCUGCGAAGAGCACAAAGGGAGAUUACUCUUGUCCGCCAUUUCUUGCCGGACAAACCCGUUUACAAGAUUGUCAGAUUCGUAAUGCUGAGUUUACGCCUGGCAUCUGGCAUAUUUCGCGACGUUUGUGCCUGUCAGUAACGCCGUUGUUUCGACAUUGAAAAAUUUUUCUCAGAAAUGUCAAACGUAAAGCCAGCAUGACCAAAAAACGAGCGUGAGUAUCCUUUAAGGAGAACAGGGUCACGUAGAGGAAGAAACCGGAAGAAGGACGCGUAGAGAUGCGGGAUAAGUUGAAUGUUCCGGCUUAGAAGGAAGACCGACGGCUUUUUGUCACGAGGUGCAUUCGCAUAGAUAAUAUUAUACUUAUUACGCACACUCGCCGUUGCGGGUCAUGUACUGUAUAUAUAUAUAUAUAUAUAUUGCUAUUAUACAUAAUAAAAAAUUUAUUAGUUAGUUACCGGAGAGAAACUAGAGAAGAUUUGAUAUUGAAUAACGUUGGGAGAAAGCAUCCAUCGGGAACAGGAAAAAAGGGUCGGGUAAUUUUUGUUCCGAACAAGCCAUAUCAUCUAAUCAAAGCAAAUUUCACAUUGUUUUAUUUAUCACAUUGAUUUCGUAAUUCUUUUGCGAUGCGAUAUCAUAAUAUGUAUAUAUUAUGAUUACGUACAUAUAUACGUAAGAGCAUGUAUAUAUUUUACUUCAUAUCUCUUGACUAUUAUCACAAUUAGCGCGCAAUAUCCCGUUAUUACUGUAUAUUAUUAUCAUUACUAUUAUUAUAUUAUUAAUUAUUAUUUGGAUUAUUAUUACACUAUUAGUAUUAUUAUUAUUAUUGUUGUUAUUAUUAUCGUCGUCAUAUCACCAUCAUGCCGGAUACUAAAUGCGAAUAUUUAAAACGACACGUGGACGUGGGAGAAAUUUUGGUACUUUGGAAAAUAUGCGACACUGGAACCUGAGGCCCGUUGCCAUUGUUAAUUUGCGCAAACAGUGAUUCAAUAAACUUGUAUCAUAACUGAUAAA
Messenger RNA from Pogonomyrmex barbatus (red harvester ant), 6797 nucleotides. RefSeq names its product junctophilin-2-like. Gene Ontology annotation, cellular component: endoplasmic reticulum membrane; junctional membrane complex; plasma membrane. The record is from RefSeq and is a predicted model, not a curated record. Lineage: Eukaryota; Metazoa; Arthropoda; Insecta; Hymenoptera; Formicidae.